This is a messenger RNA of Aspergillus alliaceus, 609 nucleotides long. RefSeq lists its product as uncharacterized. The transcript has a single exon. The record is from RefSeq and is a predicted model, not a curated record. Bases 1 to 609 code for a protein of 202 amino acids. Lineage: Eukaryota; Fungi; Ascomycota; Eurotiomycetes; Eurotiales; Aspergillaceae.
AUGACGACCUCGCAAAGCACAGGGAUGACCCCAGCUUCAUCAGAAAGUCUCGACUCGGAGCUCCUCGCGCACCUGGCCUCCAGCGCGGCACUGGAAGAUCUCCACGCGACCCUCCUCUGCUCGCUGCAACGGAUGGGCUGGACGGAAAAGGUCCGAAAAUUGUCGCAGGAGCUCCUGCGCGCUGGGCGAUGCGAGCGAUUUGACGAUGUCGUUGAGGCGGUGGUUGCGUCCGCGGAGGGGCGGAAACAUCCGGUUUUGGCGGGGUUGGACACCGUGAAUGAGGAGGAGAAGAAUAGUAAUGGGGAUGCGGAAGGGUACUUUGAGAAGGUGGAUGUGCGGAUCCCAGAGGCGGUGGUUGAGCAGGGGGUGAGGGCGAUCAAAGAGGUGUUGCGCGAGGUGGUGGUGCUGGAUGAUGAUUCGGAUCUGUUAGAAAGCCAUGAUUCGCACCAUGGCGCUGGUGAUGGGAAACAAGAGAAUGGUGGCGGCGGCAAAGCGGAGACUAAGCCAUCCAAGUCGUCAAAGUCAGGGGAUCAGUUCCUAAAGAAUGGUGAUACAAGCCCUGUCAAGAAGACGGAUAAGAAGCCGAAGCCUGGAAAACAGGUCAAGUGA